AUGACGGUGGCCGAAUACGAGAGCAAGUUCACGCAACUGGCUCAAUUUGUGACAUACGUCAUCUCCACCGAAACUCGAAAAGCCAGGAAAUUCGAAGUAGGAUUGGAUGCCGAAAUCAAGGACAGGCUGGAGGUUUUGAAACUACCAACCUAUGCGAAGGUGGUGGAUCGAGCAUACAUUGUGGAAAAAGAGAUUAAAGCCUUGCGCUCUAAGGAACCCAGCCAAAGGAAGCGAGUUUGGGAAAGAGAAAACAGAAGACCUGGUGUCGCGCCUCCCAAGAGAGGACAAUGUCGUCGAGACACAGGAGCAUGCUUUAGAUGUGGCCAAGUUGGCCACUUGUUGAGAGAUUGUCCAAAGCUUGCCAAUCCUACAACUGGCCCCUCUGAACCAGUCCAAAAACCCGCAGUACCUGGAGGAGCAAGGAGGGACCAAAAAGGCCAAGGAAGAGCUUUUGCCCUGGUGCCUGGAAACCCAGAAGUUACUGAGAAUGUUAUGUCAGGAAUGGAUUGGUUAGCUGCCAACCAUGCUUCUAUUGAUUGUGAAGCCAAAAAGGCCCCCAUACUUGAUGAAAUCCCUGUGGUACGAGAAUUUUCGGAUGUAUUUCCUGAAGACCUACCUGGUAUUCCGGUUGAUCAAGAAAUCGAAUUCACCAUUGAAACCCAACCUGGUACAUAA
Molecule: messenger RNA, 675 nt
Organism: Camellia sinensis
Lineage: Eukaryota; Viridiplantae; Streptophyta; Magnoliopsida; Ericales; Theaceae
Source: RefSeq, a predicted model, not a curated record